AACUCUCUUACUCAUUAAUCUUACCACCAUUUUAGCGCUUGCAACCUCAUGCAGUCUGGUCUUUUGACAAGUCUGCGGUCUCGAACCUCUUGCCCACGCACGCGAGUUUGCGUGGCAAGCUCGGCAGAUGACGCCGCGCAGAAGCAGCUGAAGGGCCCGAGCCCGAUCCGGCGCCAGCGUCUGGCACGGAGGAGGCAGGAAGGCGACAAUUUUAAGAUGAUUAUGCGCGAGCUGAAAACGGUGAAGGACGCGCUGGAGCGGAAACUGGACGCAAACCACGCCAGCGUCAUGGAGGCCUUUGGAUUCCUGUCCGACGCAGCGGCAGUGUCUCAGUACGAGCGACAAGGGCUCAAUAGCGGCGGGAUGAAGCUGGUAACGCUGGCCGACGUGCUUGAGCUGGCGCUGCCCAAAGUGGUGAAGCAGGCGACGAUGCGCCAACCCACCCUCAUGAAUGACAUCCAUGCCGCCGUCACGGCGCCUCUGUUGGACAAGGACCUGGGCUUCCUGACCGCCGUGGAGCUGAUGCUCGCGCGCAAGGGUCGAGAGCAGAAAGCUCCGCGAGCUCCGCCUCAAGUCUGGAGGGCCUGAAGGGCUGGGCCACAUGCUUAUGUGGAUGUCGGGAAUGGAGGCGCUACUGGACAGCCUGUUCAUCGGCGCCGACGUCGAACUCAACCAGCACGGCUUGGACGAGGACAAGCUGGACAAUGCGAUUGCCCUCGUGCAGCGCCAGGUGCGCGGCCUGCGAGCCGAGCACACGGCCCGCGCCCGCGCGGCACGCAAACACAGCUUGCUGCUGGAUCAGCUUUCGGGCACCGUGCAGCAACUGACACAGCAGCUGAACGCAUUCGCGGUCGCGACAGCGGCCGUGCUGGAGGUGGAGACUGGCGGAGGGAAGGGCCUGGCCCCCAGUGCCGCAUCGUCCGCAGCGGCGGCUGCAAGCCGCCCGGCGCCCCCGCCGGGCGGGCCCAAAGCCGCCGCUGCCCCACACGCUGCGCCUGCGGCAGGAGAGGCCGCGAGGCCGAACCCGCCGCAGCCGCAAGCGUGCACACACCUGCCGCCGCCGCCACGGGCGAUGGCGGCCAACAAAAUACUGCUUCGUGGCGCAAGCAGCGAGCAGGCGGAGGCGAUGGCGCGCGGCGACUUCUCUGCUCUGGGCCUGGGAGAGGGCUCGAUGGGCAUGUAUGAACGUCGGUGGCGGGCUAGCAACGCGGGUCGCGUUUGGAAUGUGGAGGUAGUGGUGACCAGGGAUCAGCGGGCGGCCUUCAUCAGGGCUGCGGCGCAGAUUAAACACACCGCAGGCGUGACGGUGGCCCCCUUCCUGACGCCGGAGGGGCGGGCAGCUAGGCGCGCGCGGCAAGCCCAGUUCGACAGCCUGGUGGAACGGGGUCUGCAGCCGUACUGGCGGGGCACGGACAUCGUGACUGAGGAGGGGGACCGGCGCUGCGUACACCCCGUGCAGUAAUGCACAUGGCGGAUAACUGAGAGGGGCGCGCAUUGUGUGUGUGUUUAAGUCCAGCGGAAGUUAGGCUUGUUGUGAAUGCAGGGCUAGGACACAGACGGUUUUGGUUAUUGAUCCUCUCUCUCUCACUUUGUGGCUGCCCUUAGGCAUAUUCUGCCCUGUGGGGAAGGGAAGGUAGCUAGUGCCGGCGGGGUGCUUGUUUUGCGGUUGCUGCGGCCACGUGCCGGACUUGGACGGUACAUGACUUUUUGCUAGGCGAACAAACAAUGCAUAGUGGCCAGCUGCCGGCUCGCAGCAGUGUUGAUAUAGAAGGAGGUGCGGCUUCUAGGGCCAAACCGACGUCUCACAAUAUAGACAGAGGUGCGGCUCUUAGGGCCAAAUCAGUGUCUAACCACAAUAGAUGGAGGUGCGGCUCCUGUGGCCAAACUGACGUCUAACGCUACGCGUAGGCUUGGGAGACAUGUACUGCCAGACCAAUGCGCGACAAACAAGUUGCUAAUGCGCCCCUGGCACUAGCAACUACGGGUUGUCCGGAUACACGAUCACGUGAUCUGAUAAACAACUGUAAACCGUUGUUACA
Messenger RNA from Chlamydomonas reinhardtii, 2039 nucleotides. RefSeq lists its product as uncharacterized. Lineage: Eukaryota; Viridiplantae; Chlorophyta; Chlorophyceae; Chlamydomonadales; Chlamydomonadaceae. The record is from RefSeq and is a predicted model, not a curated record. The transcript has 4 exons. Bases 49 to 588 code for a protein of 179 amino acids.